AUGGUCUACUGUGGUCGACCAUCAGGCUCCUGUGAUGCCUGCCGCAGGAAAAGGGGAAAGUGUGAUCAAAAACGACCAGGAUGUAACCAGUGCUCCAGGAAGCGAAUCCCGUGCCCGGGAUAUCGGGAUAUGUCUAGUCAGAUAUUCAGAGACUUGACGCAGGCGACUGUGCGAAAAUACCAUGCUAAGAGGUCUUCAACAGUGGUUACAUCAAAAUCACAAAAAAGGUCUCCGAAAAUAGCCAAGGCGAACCCAUCCCAAUCUUUGGAGGAUGUUGCCCUGAACUUUUUCAUAAGAGUGUAUGCGCCAUCAAGUCCCUCAUCCUGGCUCGUGCACUUGGAAAGCGUCCUAUCUGGAUACAAUGUCAAUAAUCAAUCAUCACUGUCCGCAGUGCUUGCACCUGCAAUCGCAAUCUUCCUACAUGAGCAGAAGCAAGCAUCCCUUAUGAAUCUCGCGCGAAAGCACUACCUAGCCGCUAUUGCAGAAAUGAGUCUGUCCCUAACAUCCAUCCAGCACGCUGUCAAGGAUAGCACACUCAUGUCAAUCAAUCUCCUCACUCUGUUUGAGGCCAGAGCCUUUCAAGGCCGUUCCUCCCCCACAGACUGGACAACACAUAUUGAAGGCGCCGUAGAAUUGAUUCGACUCCGUGGCCAGGACCAAUUCAACUCCGUCCUUGGACAGGCUCUUUUCCUUGAUACGGUCAAUAAUAUCCGCACCUCGUGCGCACAACGUCGCAUCGCUCUGCCUGCACCUAUCGUGGACCUGUUGCAAACGCUCUUGCAGGCGGAUUCUCCGCCGUUGAGUUACGGUCUACUAGAAAUCGGCGUUGGUAAUGUCGUUGACAACAUAAUCGAGCUUGUGGCCGGGAUGCAACCCGGCGCAGUCUAUCACAACGAUUACACAGCUGUAAUCCGCAAGGGACUUGACUUGGAUUCUCAAGUUUCUGAAUUGAGUCGGCAGCUUUGGAGGAUUCAGUCGUAUCGGGUUCUUCCGACUGAUACUUCAGAGAUGUGGAGAUAUAACGGCCUGGCACAUGAUUAUGAUAAUCCGCAGAGUGCUCGGUUGUGGAAUUUGUUGCGCAUGUUGCGAUUGUAUUUGAAUAAGUGGAUUUGUCGUGCGUAUAACAAAGCGAUCUUCAAUCACCAACAGCAACGGGAAAAAGAAGGAGAGCCGUCAGAUAUUGACCUAGUAUUGCAUCGCAUUCCCGAAACUACAGUCGCCAAUACAGUCCUCAUGGCAGUGGAUAUACUCAGCAGUGUCCCUUACUUUUGCAACCUGAUCUCAUCCCUUGAAUCUUUUUCCUCCUCUUCCUCGUCAUCAACCGUCAGAUGGCUCAUCUGGCCCUUGUCCGUGGUGGCUGUAUCGCCAUUGAGUCCCAUUUCCAUGCAGAUCCAUGCCCGAAAUUGUCUUCGCAAGUUGGGUGAAGAAAUGGGGUUCGUGCAGGCGGUUGAAAUUAUUAAUAUGUUGGAUAACUCGGAGACGCUGGAGGACUGGCUACAUUUAUAUCACUUGUCUUGA
Messenger RNA from Talaromyces marneffei, 1518 nucleotides. RefSeq lists its product as uncharacterized. The transcript is spliced from 3 exons. NCBI's taxonomy places the organism in Eukaryota, Fungi, Ascomycota, Eurotiomycetes, Eurotiales, Trichocomaceae. Gene Ontology annotation, biological process: regulation of DNA-templated transcription. The record is from RefSeq and is a predicted model, not a curated record. Gene Ontology annotation, molecular function: DNA-binding transcription factor activity, RNA polymerase II-specific; zinc ion binding. The coding region runs from base 1 to 1518 and encodes 505 amino acids.